AUGGCAGCCCAGACGUUCUCCGCCGACCCAACAUGGCCGCCUGAGGGACGACAACUGCGGCGGCAGCUCCGAAGCCGAAAGGUUGCCGCGCGGGGCCUCCCCUCCGUUUGUUUCCGACGCCGUCCUCCUUCCCGUUUGCCAAAUCCAAGGCGGCCCUCUUUGUUUCCGAAAGCCAACCGACGUGGCCUCCUCGGGGGCGGCUCCUUCCCGCCGUUCAAGAUGGCUGCCCGGGAAACGACGCCUCCGCCACCUCGUUUUCUAAAAAAAAAUCAAGCGCGGCCUCCGUCCGCCGGCUUCGCAGGCCGGCGCAACCCCGACUCAGAGGAUUUAUUCUUGCUAUGA
Podarcis lilfordi (Lilford's wall lizard) is the source of this 342-nucleotide messenger RNA. The record is from the annotation of a GenBank genome assembly. NCBI's taxonomy places the organism in Eukaryota, Metazoa, Chordata, Lepidosauria, Squamata, Lacertidae.